CGCGGUAACUGCGGACCUGUACAUCAUCUGACGAGUCAAGGGAAAUAACCGAAAAUACCACCCGCCGGCCGUACCCGAUAGCGAACCCGAUGGUCCGAACGCUCUGGUCAUCAUCCAGUUAGACAUUGCUCUCUACGGCGUCCCGUGACAAGCACCACGACGACUGCAAGACAACACUCCGUAAGGACCCCGCGCACCGGCGGGGCAGAGAUAUGCAGUCAGGCCAGGCCAAAUGGACCGCAAACAGCAUGAUCGCUGGUGCCGGUGGUGGUCUCAUUGCGAGCGUUGCUACAUGUCCACUAGACGUUGUCAAGACCAAGUUGCAGGCGCAGAGAGCGGUGCAGGGGCAGGCGUCCUAUCAGGGCAUAUUCGCGACGGUCAGAACUAUAUGGCUUCAUGAUGGCUUCCGUGGAUUCUAUCGAGGGCUUGGUCCGACAAUACUGGGUUAUCUCCCAACUUGGGCUAUCUACUUUGCGGUUUACGAUGGAAUCAAGAGUGCAUUUGGGGAGGCGCCUUUGGGGGUUCCAGCCCAGUCUCAUGAGCGGCUUUAUCCUGCAGCUCAGCCCAAAGGAUACCAGCCUGUGAUGCGCGAACAUUCGUGGUCAUUGCACAUCCUGUCGGCCAUGUGUGCUGGCGCAACGAGCACCAUUUGUACGAAUCCUUUGUGGGUCAUCAAAACGCGAUUCAUGACUCAGUCUCGUGACGAAGUCAGGUAUCGACAUACAGUCGAUGCUGCACUUACGAUUUAUCGGACAGAAGGACUACGAGCAUUCUAUCGUGGCCUUCUUCCCAGUCUUCUCGGGAUAGCACACGUCGCCGUGCAGUUUCCGCUAUAUGAGCAACUGAAAGUUUGGGCUCAACAAGAAGCGGAGGAACCGUUGUCGGGCCGAGUGAUAUUGCUCUGUUCCGCGGCUGCCAAAAUGACUGCAUCCGUUGCGACCUAUCCUCACGAGGUUGUGCGAACUCGACUGCAGACUCAACGGCGGCCUUUGGCGGACGACUUCUCAUCUGAUGGAAUGAUUAAGAAAUACCCCAGAGGCGGGAUUAUCUAUAUGACCCAGAAACUUAUUCGGAAGGAGGGUUGGACUGCCCUGUAUAGAGGACUUUCUAUCAACCUCCUCCGCACUGUCCCAAACAGUGCUGUUACUAUGUUGACGUAUGAGCUUUUGAUGAGACAAUUGUCAAAACGGACGCCCUGACGUAGCUUUGUCGUUGAUUAGUAGACCGGUAACAGAUCCUUCUAUGGACGACAGAUUGCUUCAUAUACAGGGUGGUUACGAGAGUUGGUUAGAUUGAGUGGCUCAUAUCAGUCUGGGACUGUGAAUAUUUUUACAGUCCAUUCGACUUGCAUUGAUUAUGUAUUUUAGUACAAUACCUGCGCGUCCCGCGCUUUUCCUCAUUUCAGCUCUGUGCAGCUCUACUCGAUACAUUGAUACAAUACAAUAA
Desarmillaria tabescens is the source of this 1446-nucleotide messenger RNA. Its product is annotated as mitochondrial NAD transporter. The record is from RefSeq and is a predicted model, not a curated record. Gene Ontology annotation, molecular function: NAD transmembrane transporter activity. Gene Ontology annotation, biological process: NAD transmembrane transport. Lineage: Eukaryota; Fungi; Basidiomycota; Agaricomycetes; Agaricales; Physalacriaceae. The transcript has 6 exons. Bases 213 to 1199 code for a protein of 328 amino acids.